Molecule: messenger RNA, 824 nt
Organism: Rhizophagus irregularis DAOM 181602=DAOM 197198
Lineage: Eukaryota; Fungi; Glomeromycota; Glomeromycetes; Glomerales; Glomeraceae
Source: RefSeq, a predicted model, not a curated record
AAAAAAAAAAAAUUAAAAUAAAUUUUUUUUUUAAGAUGGAAACAUUCGAUGAUUAUAAUAAUAAUUCGGAUGAUAAACCUUUCGAAGAUCCAUUACAAAAUCCAUAUUUUAGAUAUUAUUUAGAAUAUAUUAAUAAUUCUUAUGAUUUUAUAAAACUACAAAAUGAUGUUACAUACUUACAAAACGCUUAUAAUGAUUAUUUUGAUAAAUUAAUUGAAUAUUGUAGACCAAAUUAUCCUCCUUAUAUAAACGUAGAAGAAUAUACUUUAAGUUUUGAUGAAAUUAUUAAAAAUAAAAGAAGGGUUAAGGAUAUAACAAAAAAGAACGCAGGAAAUUCUUUUAUGUUAUAUAGAAAAUAUCUUUAUAAAUAUUUAGAAACUUCUGGAAUAAAUAUUCCUAUGCAAUCUCUUUCUUCUUUAGCUGGUCAUUUAUGGGCAAGUGAACCAAAAUUUGUAAAAGAUUAUUAUAAGAAACUUUCAGAUCAAAUAAAGAAUUUACAUAAUGAAAGAUUAAAGGAUUUAAUACAGAGUAUACCUAAUAAACGUAAACAACCAUCAGAUGAUGAUCAAUUUGAGUUAUUAUAUGCCAAAUUUCAACGUUUAAGCGAAUAAUUAUAAUCUUGGGAAUAAAAGAUUAGUAAGAUUUAGAUUAAGAAGAUUUAAGAUGUAUUGAGAUUAUGAUGAUGAUUGAUUAGUGUUUUUAUUAUUAGCUUAGGCCUUAGAGAUAGUUCCUUGGAACAUUUAUAUAAAUAGUAUUUUCAUUUAGCAUUUUAUCAAUUUUAUCAAGAACAUUUUUAAAUGUAUUUGUUUUUCAAAUACUUUUCU